GUGCUCUGGAGGUGGUUUUUGUAAAGUGCUGCUGGUCUGGCUGACAGCUCCAUGAACGCGCUGUGGAAGUUUGGCUGAGGAGCUGUGCGCAGCAUGGGCACCGGGGAUUACAUCUGCGUAACGCUGCGCGGUGGUGCGCCCUGGGGAUUCACCCUGCGAGAGGGAGAGAGAGACACAUACAGACCUUUUAUUGUCUCGCAGGUCGAGGACGAUGGUCGUGCCUUCCAGGCUGGAAUACAGGAAGGCGACGAGGUGGUCUCAGUCAACGGGGAGCCGUGUGCCGAUCUCACCCUUUUAGAAGCGUUUGAUCUCAUUGACACAUCGAUCGACUGUCUGCAGCUGCUUCUCAAAAGAUACCAGUCCAUCUCCUCUGAAGACUAUGAAUCUGAAGGGACAUACAGUGAUGAGAGGGCCUCUGCUGGUGAGGCUUCAGAGAGCACCACCCUCCAUAUCUUCUCCCCAAAGCACAGGUCUGAAAUCCCAAGAGAACUCCACAUAUCUGAAUCCCAGGACGAGGCUUACUGUGUGGAGCUGGACAGUGAUACUAAGGUUUCCAAAGGACCCCAGUUGCUUUGCACCGAGCUACAUACUUCCUCGUCUGAUGCUCGAAGUGGUCAGGGGCCCAUUUUGAAGACAAAUGAUGACAAAAUGCAGCGAUGCUUCUCCUCAGGUGAAAUGGUGGAGCUCCAGGUGUCCAUGGCUGAGCAAACCUUGGAUGAUUUGGGUUGCACCUCUCUUGGAAGCGCUCGUGGGUUUGAAGGGGAAAUCUCAAGCAGAGAAGCUAUUGAGAACAUCAAUACCACCAUCACCACAUCACACUAUGUGCCAUCUUCUCUCAGACAGCCGCUCAGCCAGCAUGGAGUGGUCAUCUCACCCUCGAUGCAGGGGCAAGUAGAGGUAAUUUUUCAGCAGCCGGGAGCAGGGAGGGGCAUCCUGAGCGUGGGUGGCCCCAGGGUCAGUGAAAGUGUUGGAACCCAAAGUGAAGGAGAAGAAGGAGGAGGAGGGUACUGUGAGGGUGUCCCUGGGUCCUUUAGUGUCUCAUUUGAAAUUCACCCAGAAGACGCAACAGCAGCAGAUGAGCAGGACUCGGAUUCUGAGGGGGAUCAAGAUAAACCAAACAAGCAUCGGGCUAGGCAUGCCAGGCUCAGGCGUAGCGAGAGUCUGUCUGAGAAACAGGUGAAGGAGGCCAAGUCCAAAUGUAAACGUAUUGCUCUGCUUCUUACGGCCGCUCCACCCAACCCCAAUAACAAGGGGGUUUUGAUGUUCAAGAAGCAUCGUCAGAGGGUCAAGAAAUACACACUUGUAAGCUACGGCACAGGAGAAGACGAGCCAACUUGCAGCGACGAAGAGGACGAGGACAACGGAGACGACAAGAAAGAAACUUCAACUGUUGAAUUUACCUUUGUAGCUUCUACUGAUUCUGAAAUAGACAAGCAUUUUCUCACUAAUGCCAACAAUAGCAAAGGAGUGCUAACUUUAAACUGGGACAAAGGUCUCCUUGAAAUUGAAAGGAGCUUGAACAACCAAACAGAGAUGGAGUGUUUGCCUGAAACCAAAGGAAAGGGUGCCCUCAUGUUUGCCCAGCGGCGUCAGAGAAUGGAUGAGAUUUCUGCUGAGCACGAUGAGCUUAGGCGCCAAGGGAUGCCCGUUGAAGGAGUGCAGGAGGUUGAAAAGAAGGUGAUGGAGCACUCCUACAUACAGUCCGCAACAGAGGGCCAUGCUUACAUGGAUGUAAAUAUACACCAACAAAGCCAACAACAGUACCAGCAAUAUCAAGAACAACAGUACUAUGAGCAACAACAGAACUAUCAACAGCAGCAACAAUACCAACAGCAACAGCAAUACCAACAGCAGCAACAAUACCAACAACAAUAUCAGCAGCAGCAGCAGUAUGAGCAAAGGCAUUAUCAGCAACAGCAAAUUUAUCAGCAGCAGCAAGAAUAUCAUCAAGAGCAACAGCAAAUGCAGCACUAUUCAACAAACAUCAAUGGCACAGUGCAACAUCAAACCAAUGAAAUGCAGAGUUCUUUCAGUAAUCGUACUGCAAAGCCAUUCACAGCAGAAAACAUGGUGGCUAUCCCUUAUUCUCAUGCAAUGAGUGGGACCAAUCAAGAGUCUGUUGGUCAAGGAGAGCAGAUAGCAUCCCGUGAUGAGCGCAUUUCGACUCCCGCAAUUAGGACAGGCAUUUUGUUGGAUACAAGGAGAAAGACUACUGGCAAACCAAUGUUCACUUUUAAAGAUGCCCCAAAAGUAUCACCUAACCCAGCACUGCUGAAUCUCCUCAACAGGAGCGACAAAAAGUUGGGUUUUGAGUCAGGACCUGAGGAAGACUACCUUAGCCUUGGGGCUGAGGCUUGUAAUUUUCUCCAAUCUCAGCGAGUUAAACACAAGACUCCUCCACCAGUUGCCCCAAAGCCUGUGAUCAAUCCCAACUCUCCUCCUUGGUCUCCGCAGAUAGAGGCGACCAACCAGGACAUGCCUCAGUGUGCUGAAAAUAGUCUGUCCACACCUGCUGUAGCCCCCACCGCAGAGGCUACUCCUGCUCCAGAUCUAGAGCCAACCCCUGCACCUGCCCCUGAGCCCUCUCCCCCUCCUGCCCAGCCGGAGACUCUUGCCAGCACCACCCCAGGGGAACAACAAACAUGGACUCUUCCAGAGCCUGAAUCUCAGCAACAGCCUCCGCAAGCGGCAGCUCAGGAGGCAAAUGGCCAUAUGAAUUCUACUUUGCAGCCUGAGUCCUCUCCUGUGACUUCCUGGGGUGCAGCACAAACACAAGAACAACAGCCACCUCCCAAUUCUUGGCAUCCAGCUCAGGUACAUUCACAGGCACCACCUCCAAGUGAGUCUCCCCCACAGCCACCUUGGGUGACACGUCAGCCUCCUCAGAACCAAGUACAGCUUCAACCCCCAACAAAUACUUGGAGCUCUCAAGUACAACCUACCUGGGCUCAACCUCAUGAGCAGCCACAGUCCCAGCAGCAAGUUCAGCCACCCUGGACACACCCAAAUGAACAGGCCCACCGACAUCAAAUGCAGCCAACCUGGGGUCAAGCUCAAGAACCAGUGCAGCCGCAGCCCCAGAUCCCAUGGACACAGCCAUCUCAAACAGACUCUCAACCUCAACCACCAUGGGUGCAGCAACCCCAGAAACAGUCCCAAGCGCAACCUCCUUGGGCUCAACAGGUUCAGCCAGAAUCUCAACCACAACCACCGUGGGCCCAGCAACCACAACCACAGCAUCAGGCUCCACAACAAACAUGGCAACAACCCCAAGCACCAGGUCAACCUCAACCGCCAUGGGCCUCAAUUCAGCCUCAACAGUCUCAGCAACCUUCAAUUAAUGCAUGGCCCCCAUCACAAACUCAAGCCCAAGCUCAGCCUCCUUGGAUGCAAGUAGUCCAACCACAGCCUCAAGCCAAUUUAAAUCCAUGGACACCAGUACCUGCCCAGGCCCAAUCCCAGCCUUCAUGGGCUCAGCAACCUCCAGAACAUGGUCAGCACCACAUGAACGCUUGGGCCCAGGAGCAGCAUCAGACUCAACAUCAUGCCCAACAUCAGGCUCAACACCAGGCCCAUCAACAGGCCCAACACCAGGUCCAACCCCAAGCACCUUGGGCUCAACCAGUUCCACCCCAGCCCUCACCACAACCAAACUGGCAACAGCCCACUUCAAAAUCUCCACCAAUAAACACAUGGCCUCCAGCUCAAACACAGCCUCAGACACCUGUGAAUACUUGGACACCGCAGUCACAGCAAGCACCUGUGAAUGUUUCAAUGUCAACAGUGAACACUCGACCCUCUCCAAAACCUUGGCUUCAACCACAAAACGCCCCACAAAGCCGGACCCCUCCUUCUCCACCACAGCGAAUGCACUCUUUUACUAUUCGUCAAAGAGCUUCUUCACCCAUCAACCCAAUGGCCACUGUCUUAAACCCCUCCUCCCAAGGUUCAGCUUUUGAGAUGCCAGCUGUCAGAGGAAAAGGAGCUGAUAUGUUCGCCAAGAGGCAGUCUCGUAUGGAGAAGUUUGUUGUGGACUCUGAGACUGUGGAAGCAAACAAGGUAGUCCGGUCAACGUCACCAGCUGCUUCCCUACCGAAUGAGUGGAAAUAUACUCCCAAUGCGGUUGGCAGGAGCUACUCCCUUUCCCCACCAGCCAGAGUACCGUUCACUGGCCAGAAAUCAGCUUCUGCUUCUUCCUCACCAAGGCCUCUAGCUCAGGCCCCCAUCACUCCCCAAGCAAGGCAGACAUCCUGGAUGGAAAAAGGCCACAAACCCCCAACGCCCUGGGAGGCCGCCUCCCGGCACCCUUUUGGCCUGGUGGAUGAAGCCUUUGCUUUCCAGAAUCUCCAGCAAACCCUUGCUUCAAAUGUUCGCUUGGCAGCCCAGCGCAAAAUGCUUCCUGAGCCUCCAGCAGAGUGGAAGGCUGGAGUUCCUUACCGAGGCCCCCAGAAAACAGGCAGCCAGACUUGGAGCCAGAGCCAAAGUCGCAGUCAAACUCGAGCACCGCUUCCAUCAUUCCUGUCCCCAACAAGGAGCCCCGUGUCCACCCCAGUCAGUCAUGCUGGUUAUAGGUCCCUGCCCAGACAGUGGCAGCCUCAGAAGCCUGUGAUGCACGCAAACCCGAGGCCCUCAGUGUCUUUGUCUGAGUGCCAGAGGCCCUUGGGAAGGCAAAAUUACAAGUCUGUGUACACCAGCAACACUUGGAGUUGGAGGCGGUAGGAUACAGCUCAGCCUGUGUUUUCUUUGAGAAGUAAAAUCACAUUAAUCACAGAUUUCUUCGUGCAUUUGCAAGCAGUUAGAGCAUUUUUUUUAGAAUAGCUAAACAAAGAAUAGAACGUUGGUAAGGAAAGAAAGCUGAAAUGGCAAAAAUUUGAUAGAUUUCUCCUGGUUUUGAUAAAACACUACCAUUUUUAAAAGAUGCAUUCUACUGAUUUUGCUAUCGUGGCUUCAGUUUUAGAUGAAAUCAUUUACUUUGCAUGGCAUAAUCAAAUUAGUGAAAAGACAUGUUGAGUUUGGACAACAUUUGUAGACUCGGUAACAUUAAAUUGACAUAUUUCUAGUUUGGUAAAUACACUUAAGUGGGCCAGUUCAUGAGAUGGAAAUGAGUAUGUAGUUUAGAAUGGAUAUAAUGAGUAUGAAUGAAUAUAAUUAGUAGAAAAUAAGUGAGAAAGAUUUGAGUGAUUGUAUAGUAACAGUAGCUAUCUUGAGACAUAACUGAAGUAUACAAUGAGAGGUAACUGUAGUAUCUUGAGAGAAAGGUUUCGUAUGAUAAGAGAGAGAAAGAAACAGAGAUCCAUCCUUCACCUAGUAGGUCGCAAGUGAAGAUUGUUUCAUUGCAGUUCAUCCUGGUUUCAUUUUCUGCUGUGGAUGUAUGCAUUUAGCAUGCAGGGUUCUUGGAGUGAUUGUGCACUUUUUUUUGCUGGUUUUGUUUGAAUUUCAGUCCAUGAAACUUAAGGAUGGUGCUUUUACAACAUGAAAUUGCCUCCAUGUGCGAUUUCAAUUAGCAUUGCAUUAGAAAUGAGGUUUAAAACUUGGGGAGAGGUUAUAACUCAGCAUGUGGGUGGACACGAUGUUAUGUAAUCUUGAAUGAGUGAGAUGAAUUCACUUAUCUACUUGGUGCAUUUUAAUUAGUGCAUUAGCAUGUGGCUACUAAACACUUCUUUGUGUACCUCAACAAACAAGUGAAUUGUGACAGUAUAUAUGAAAAAUUAACUGAGAGAUAAUGAGUUUCAGUUGGGAGUGAAAGUCAGAUUGCUAAAUGUGGGCAAGUUCUAAUUAUGACAACAAAAGUGAUUGUUUUAGUCAAUAAAAAGGGUUUACUGGGACUGGGAGAGCUGCAGAAUGUAAUGAGCUUGUAUUUGAUUUGGGCUUUUGCUAUAGACUUGUAAUCAUCUCCAAAAAUGAAAGCUCGGCUGGUGUUUCCACAGAGUGUACAUAAUGUCCUAAUGUGAUUCUCACCAAGAAAUCUCAUAAACAUAAAUAAGAUUUAUCACAUCGCAUUGUGUUGUGUCUCAACUGACUCACUUAGUGUGACGUUUUUACUGUACUGCUUCCAUUCAAACAACACAAAUUACGGUCCUUCCACAGCUCCAGUAAUCCAGUUCAGCUGCAAACUAAUUCAGAAAAAGAUUCACAUUCAGCAUUUCGCUAAAUAAAUUCAAACAAAUAGCACUGUUUCACAA
This is a messenger RNA of Acanthochromis polyacanthus (spiny chromis), 6182 nucleotides long. Its product is annotated as synaptopodin-2. The coding region runs from base 94 to 4719 and encodes 1541 amino acids. Gene Ontology annotation, biological process: positive regulation of actin filament bundle assembly. NCBI's taxonomy places the organism in Eukaryota, Metazoa, Chordata, Actinopteri, Pomacentridae. The record is from RefSeq and is a predicted model, not a curated record. Gene Ontology annotation, molecular function: actin binding. Gene Ontology annotation, cellular component: Z disc; nucleus; actin cytoskeleton. The transcript has 5 exons.